GGUGGGGACUAUUAUACAAUUCAUGUACAACAAUUGUAUUGUCAACAUUCGUUACAGUGUUCCCGCCAAAUCACUAGCACACAUUGUCUGGUAGUGGCACAGAAUAGAAAAGCAAAGAAAUGUGCAAAUGUUGUCCUCACAUUUUUUACCAAUCCCGAAGUCGCAAAAAGCAUGAAUCUGGAGAAAAACGUCAACAACGUGGUUGAAAUUCCGCACAUCGGGAUGGCUAACAUACAAACGCCCGGUACGGUUUGAAUGGCGCCCAGUCGGAGUCAAGUACCGGUUGUGAGAGGGUUUAAAGUAUUUCUUGUUUUAAAGACCCAUUAGUGAACCCUUUUGUACUGUUGGUCGGCGCACGGGUUAGCGUUAUUUGAGCUGUGUACCGGCACAGGUCAAUGACGCCACCGGCGAGCGAGGGGAUUUCUACCGUGUUUCCUCCUGAAACGGGCGGACAGUUUUGUGGUCAAAGGAGUUCACGUGAAGUCAGUAUGGCGGCUGCUUCGACAUCCGGGGCCGGUCGUUCCCGGGGUUCUGGGGUGAUCCUCGUCCUCAGGGUUCUCUGCGUACUGACUGUGAUCGUCUGUUAUUUCUGUCAAUCGUCAAUACAGCAUUACAUCGACAGCCUCUGGAUCUACCUAAGUCACCAUGCCUUGUACCAAACGGUGUACUUUGAGACGUGGUUUGUCGUUUUCUGCUACUCCCUCAUCGCCCUGGUGCCAGAGGCCAUGGCGAAGGUCUCCUACUUCUCACAGUACCGACUGGAGCGGAGUUUGGUCCUGCCUCGCCCCUCCAUUCCUGAACUCAUGACCGAAGGAACCCUGUACAUGCUACCGUUAGCUGCGCUCGACACAGUCAUUGUCAAAAGGUUCCCAGGAGUACAAGAAGACGUCCUAGAAAUGAAACGUCUUGACUGGAUCCAGAGAACGAGAGCACUACCCAAGAGCGCCCCCACGCUGGGACAGAUGGUAUGGCAGGUAGCGGCCGCACUCAUCAUCUAUGACGCAAUGUUCUACGUCAUACAUUACAGUGUACACAGGAACGCUUUUCUGUACAAGACUAUCCACGCGCACCACCACGACCACCCCGGAGGCCUGCACGGCCGCGUCACCAACCGUCUGACCGUGGCAGAACGUCUGGCCCUGGUCCUGUCUGCCAACUUCUCCCUCAGACUGGUGUCCGCACAUCCACUCAGCAGGACCGUCUUCAUCAUAGUCUUCAUAGGGCUGCUGGUGGAAAACCACGCAGGAUUUGACCUGCCUUGGAGCUAUGACAAGAUCAUUCCAUUUGGUGUCAUGGGAGGGGCAGCACGACACCACGCUCAUCACGUGUACGGAGCUCGUCAGUACCAACCCUUCUUUACCUACAUCGACAACUACAUGGAACAGUCCAAACAACAGCCCAGAGUAACACAUAACAACUUAUGAUGGCAGUGUUGUUAACAGGUUAUCCCAUUAAAACGUUAAGGGUGUUUUUUAAUCAUUUUGGAGUGUUCCUUUACUCCAAAUUUGUGGGCUUCUGAGGCUUCUUUCAUAUCCUUGACACACACAUUGACAACACGACAUUAGCUAGAUUAUUCUUAUGCCAUUUCUAACAAAGAGAAGAAGAGGUACGAAAUAGCAGUAGAAAUGUAAGAGUGAAAAACAAAACAGUCAAGAAAAUGCAGUCUUCGGAAAUAAUUAUUUUUAUAGUUUAAUAGAACUGCUAUAAUUUGGGAUCUAACUGUUGGCAACCACUCCAGAGAGUAUGGCGAGUCUACUGGA
This is a messenger RNA of Branchiostoma belcheri (Belcher's lancelet), 1760 nucleotides long. RefSeq names its product cholesterol 25-hydroxylase-like protein. The record is from RefSeq and is a predicted model, not a curated record. Bases 396 to 1424 code for a protein of 342 amino acids. The transcript has 6 exons. Lineage: Eukaryota; Metazoa; Chordata; Leptocardii; Amphioxiformes; Branchiostomatidae. Gene Ontology annotation, biological process: sterol biosynthetic process. Gene Ontology annotation, molecular function: C-4 methylsterol oxidase activity; iron ion binding.